Molecule: messenger RNA, 1176 nt
Organism: Vigna radiata var. radiata (mung bean)
Lineage: Eukaryota; Viridiplantae; Streptophyta; Magnoliopsida; Fabales; Fabaceae
Exons: 2
Coding region: 1-1176 (391 amino acids)
Source: RefSeq, a predicted model, not a curated record
AUGGAUGUUAAAAGUGCCUUCUUAAACGGAUAUAUCAAAGAAGAAGUCUAUGUUGAACAGCCGCCAGGUUUUGAAGAUUUUGAAAAUCCUAAUCAUGUUUACAAACUGAGAAAAGCCUUGUAUGGAUUGAAACAAGCUCCAAGAUCAUGGUAUAAGCGACUAAGUGAAUUUCUGGUUAGGAAAGGCUUCUCCAGAGGAAAAGUUAAUUCAACCCUGUUCAUAAAGAGUUCAAAUGAGGACAAAUUAUAUGUUCAAAUAUAUGUUGAUGAUAUAAUUUUUGGUUCAACUAAUCCUAUGUUGUGUAAAGAAUUUUCAAAGAUUAUGCAAGAGGAAUUCGAAAUGUCCAUGAUGGGAGAGUUAACAUACUUUCUUGGUCUACAAGUCAAGCAAACCAAAGACAAAAUAUUCAUCCAUCAAUCCAAAUACUGCAAUGACUUCCUGAAAAAGUUUAAAAUGUUGGACUACAAAGAUGCUGCAACUCCUAUGGCAACUAAUUGUUAUUUGGAUCUUGAUGAUAAUGGAAAGAAUGUUGAUCAGAAAAUUUAUCGAGGUAUGAUUGGUUCUCUAUUGUAUCAUACUGCCAAUAGACCUGACAUAAUGCAUAGUGUAUGUCUAUGUGCUAGGUUUCACUCUACUCCUAAAGAAUCACACUUAACUGCUGUAAAAAGAAUUUUGAAAUAUCUCAAAGGUACCAAAGGUCUAGGAUUGUGGUAUCCGAGUGGUACAAAUAUUUUUCUAACCAGUUACAGUAAUUCUGACUUUGGAGGUUGUAAACUUGAUAGAAAAAACACUAGUGGCACAUGUCAUUUACUUGGGUCUUCACUUAUUUCUUGGCAUUCAAAGAAACAAGCAUGUGUGGCUUUAUCUACCACAGAAGCUGAGUACAUAGCAGCUGGAAGCUGUUGUGCUCAAUCUCUUUGGAUAAAGAGUCAAUUAGAGGACUAUGUUGUAAACAUUGAUGACAUUCUAAUAUACUCGAAGAGUCGAGAAGAACAUGCUGGUCAUCUAAGGAUAGUGGUUGAGAUUCGAAGGGAACAUCAGUUGUUUGGAAAGCGGUCAAAGUGCGAGUUUUUGUUAGAUGAAGUACAAUUUCUUGGCCAUGUGAUUUUUGCUCAAGGAAUCUCACUUGAUCCAGCUAAGGUUGAGGCGGUGUUGAAAUGGGAGCGCUCUACAUAG